Molecule: messenger RNA, 783 nt
Organism: Pseudophryne corroboree (corroboree frog)
Lineage: Eukaryota; Metazoa; Chordata; Amphibia; Anura; Myobatrachidae
Product: glutathione S-transferase omega-1-like
Exons: 8
Coding region: 4-771 (255 amino acids)
Biological process (GO): glutathione metabolic process
Cellular component (GO): cytoplasm
Molecular function (GO): glutathione dehydrogenase (ascorbate) activity; glutathione transferase activity
Source: RefSeq, a predicted model, not a curated record
GAAAUGAGCGGAUCACAGAGGAGUUUGGGGAAGGGCAGUGAUGCCAUGGGACCAGUACCAGAAGGGGUCAUUCGACUUUACAGCAUGAGAUUCUGCCCCUAUGCCCAGAGAGUCAGGAUUGCCCUCAUUGCCAAGGGAAUCAAGCACGAAAUCGUGAACAUUAAUACAAAGAAUAAGCCUGACUGGUUUUUUGAGAAAAGCCCUCUGGGUCUGGUCCCUGCUCUCGAAAUGUCUGAUGGAAACAUAAUGGCCCUCAUUCCGAGGCCAAUAUACGAAUCACCCAUUGUGUGUGACUACCUGGAUGAAGCCUUUCCUGGGAUUAAGCUGACUCCUGCAGACCCUUAUACAAAAGCCAAACAAAAGAUACUAUUGGAGUAUUUUUCCAUGAUGACAGCUGUGUUGUACAAGAUUCUGUUUGCAAGGAAGAAUAAUGAAAACACAACUGAACUGAAGGCACAGUUUGCAGAGAAGUUCACAGAACUUGAAGAGCGGUUUGCUCAGCUGAAGACCCCUUACUUCAGUGGGAAAUCUGUGUCUAUGAUUGAUUACAUGAUCUGGACCUGGUUUGAGCGGUUCAACAUUUUUGAUGUUAAAGAAUACUUGGAGAAGACCCCACACAUCAAUGCCUGGAUCAAUCUCAUGUUGCAGGACCCAGCCGUGAAGGCGACAUUUACUGAACCAGAUGUUCUCACAGCCUUCUUCAACCUCUACUCUCAGGAUAACUUGGAAGCUGUUGAUUAUGGCCUUGAUUCAUUUUAUAAAAAAAUAUGAUCAAUAUACUUU